This is a messenger RNA of Alternaria alternata, 2205 nucleotides long. RefSeq lists its product as hypothetical. The transcript is spliced from 3 exons. Bases 222 to 1925 code for a protein of 567 amino acids. NCBI's taxonomy places the organism in Eukaryota, Fungi, Ascomycota, Dothideomycetes, Pleosporales, Pleosporaceae. The record is from RefSeq and is a predicted model, not a curated record.
GCAUCUUUCCUGAUUUCAAGAGGGAGAAGUGCAUUUGCAUGAUGCACAAGACAGAGUCCCUCGACUUUCCGCCAUCUGCAUAUGUGAUUGGCUCCAAUCUAUCAGCAUGAGUAUGCCUCACUCAGCCUCGCAGUCACCCGUACAUCCCAUAAUAGUAGCAUCUCUUGCUUUUCGCUCGCCCAAAAUAACUCUUCUACUACCACCAUACCCUUACAGUCAAUAUGGCCCCCAUCGCCUUCGCUGUCCGCUCCACAAUAUUGCAUACUGCGCCUUCCCGUAACAAACGAGCCUCAUCUGCGACCAACAAUCCCGCUCUCUUGAUUGGUAUCAGUGUCUCAAUUAUAUGCUUCGUUAUCGUUAUUGGAGCAGGAUGGUUUUUCAUCUGGAGGAGGAGGGCGGUAAGGAGGCUUUCAGGUGGUGUGGAGGAGCCCUCGGAGCUUGACACGACAUGUGGUCGACAGAAGCACAGAUACGAACAAAACGCACCAAGAAUAACACCAGAGCUGGAUGGGAACGUGACACCAGUCGAAGCCGGUGCUACUGCUACAUUACCAAGAUAUCCAGAAUUGCUACGGCGGCCACACGAGCUCGCAUCAGCAGAGAAAUCCGACUUCACAGAACUGGGUAGAUAUAGUGAGCCAGAGCAGUUUGUCGAUUGUAAUGAGAGAAUUGAGCAAGAACAUCUACCAAUCGGGCAAAUUCAAUCGUCAAACAUCCCUCCUGUUCACACCAGUGUUGGAAGCAAUAACAACCCAGGGGCAUUGAGUAUCCAACAGCCCAUACAAGAUUAUGUCGAUCCGUUUGAAGUCGAACUUAACUUAAACCCUGUUUACUAUCCAUCUCGUGCCGGUCUAUCUGACAGACCAGGCGAGCACCCAGAUCAAACGAUAUAUCUCCCGGACUCCGAGAGGCAGCGGGUACACAGUCUCAUCCCGCUUCCUCUUAGAUCAGGAACAUCAGAUAUGGAGAUGCAUUCCACAGAGACGUCUACAAAUGCCGAUGAAUUGCAUAUGCGAGAGCCAACGCCGAACUGGAACAGGACGUCCAUCGACGUAGGACAGAGAGCGAAUGCAUGGCCGCUGAGAGACACGAAGAAUCAGCUGGAUUUGGAAAUUCAAAGGCAAAUUGACGAAACAGAGGGCACGCCUGAGCACGACAAAAUGGAAGUAGAUGCAAUCUCUACCUUCUCACCAACUCCUCGAGCAGCUGGUCCAAGUCGUGCUUUUUCUCCACCACUUGUUUCCAAUUUAGCGCCCCGCAGGAGAGUAGCAGUCCUCGAUCUACAUCCCUUGGAGACUGAUAACGGAAAAGCUGAACGGGAUAAUGACCAGAGCAAGGGUAGAGACAGUAACUUAAACCAAAGACGGCGUCAGAAGCAACGUACGUUAAUGCCCAAGUCAUCAUCCCCACAGAAUUCGAAAACCACAUCAAGCCCACAGUCAAGCAAGUCCACGCCUGAUUCUGCGAAGACCAAGUUGAGUUUCGCGUCUACGGCUACAAAUGCGACACAUACUACAUCGCCAGGAUCAGCUAUCACUACACCAUCAAUGGCAACAGAAUCACCUGCCAGCUCAUGGAGUCCCCAAGAGAACAACCUGGAAUGCCAAACCUGUGGUCAACUGUUUAGCACUGCAGGCCGCCAGAAGAAACACUACAACCGCAUACACAAUCUCCGCUACGUAUGCGACAUCUGCGCACGACCGUUUGGUGUAAGAGCAGAUUUAGAGCGCCAUGAGCAUACAGUGCAUGCCGAGUUUUUCCGGUCUCUCAAGCGUUCUUGGUGCACUGUCCCCGGCUGUCCAACGCCGAAUAAGGAGUGGAAGCGGAAGGACAAUUUCACUAGACACGUUAGAAGCUGUGAAACGAGGGCGGCGGCAGCAGUCAGCCGAGGGCGCGGGAAAGGCAAGGAACGAGCUGUAGAGUAGAAAGGGCGUUUCAAGAGUGAAAAAGAUGGGUAUUUAACGUUUCGAACAAUUACCAAAAACCCUCAUCUCCCCACGUAGUCUGUACUCGUGAACUCGCGCAAACAAACAAGCAUGCAUGCUCAUGCGUUCGCGUCCGAACAUUCCUAUAUCCACACAUACAAAUGUACAAUGGCGCAGCUUCCUCGUCCUCCUCUCAGGAAGUCGCCUGAUCUUCUUCUUCUCCCCCUCAUUCUAUGUUUCCCUAAUAUGUUGCUGCUGGCGGAGCAAGCUCUCUGCCCAG